AUGGCCAUUUGUAGCGCCACAGGCAGCGUGGGGCGCUACAUAUGGCGCAGUUUCCAGAAUCCAAAAAUUCCCAGCGCAGGGAUAGCGCCCGAUGCUACCCUGGGCGCUGGUGAUGAGAAACCUCUCCUACUUUCCCCGGGACAAGAAAUGACUAACGGAGAGGAACAAAUUGAACCUGUUGUGACUGUUACUACUAACAUAGUUUCGGGGAUGCCAGGUCCUAGCCGUCCUACUGCACCUGCAACGGCGAUGCCACCAACGGAAAGGCCAGGGAAAUUUUCUGGUGUUGACUUUAAGAGAUGGCAGCAAAAGAUGUUCUUUUAUCUAACCACUCUAAGUCUGCAAAGGUUCAUUCAAGAGGAUGUUCCAGUCGUGCCUGAAGGAACCCCUGACAACGAGCGCUUCCUUGUUACUGAGGCUUGGAAGCACUCUGAUUUUCUGUGCAAAAAUUACAUUUUAAGUGGGCUGGAAGAUGGCUUGUACAACGUUUAUAGCGUCAUGAAAACAUCAAGAGAAUUAUGGAAUGCUCUUGAAAAGAAGUACAAGACUGAAGAUGCUGGACUUAAGAAGUUUGUGGCCGCCAAAUUUCUGGAUUUCAAAAUGAUUGACGGUAAAUCUGUCAUAACGCAAGUCCAAGAAUUGCAAGUUAUUGUUCAUGACCUCCUUGCUGAAGGUAUGGUCAUAAAUGAAGCGUUUCAAGUUGCGGCAUUUAUUGAAAAGCUGCCUCCGUUGUGGAAGGACUUUAAGAAUUACUUGAAACAUAAGCGCAAGGAGAUGACGCUUGAAGACCUUAUUGUUCGUCUACGGAUUGAAGAGGACAACAAGGCUGCUGAGAAGAAAUCUCGUGGAAAUUCAACAAUAAUGGGUGCAAAUAUUGUUGAGGAAGCUUCAACGAGUAAAAAGAGAAAGAAGCCGUCUGGAUCAACGAAUUAUCCAAGCAAGAAGAGGUUCAAAGGUAAUUGCCACAACUGUGGAAAGGAGUUGUUUACUUCUUAUGCUCCCGCUGGACCCGAUGAGACAGUGUUUAUGGCAAACUCCGCUACUGCAAAAAUUGAAGGAACGGGCAAGGUGGCUUUGAAGAUGACUUCGGGAAAGAUUGUGACUCUAAAAGAUGUUCUUCAUGUUCCUGAAAUGCGGAAGAAUUUAGUCUCAACAUCACUUCUAGUCAAGAAUGGCUUUAAGUGUGUUUUUGUUUCCGACAAGGUUGUAAUUAGUAAGAAUGAAAUGUUCCUCUCUUGCCAGAUAUGGUAUACUGCUGCUGCUAAGGACAUUCUGCAUAAUUCUGCUCCUCCACUUCUACCUUUUGCUUUUCUCUCUAUCCAUGCCAGUUCUUCCUUCCAUCCUAGCUUUGUUCUUUGA
Nicotiana attenuata is the source of this 1359-nucleotide messenger RNA. RefSeq lists its product as uncharacterized. NCBI's taxonomy places the organism in Eukaryota, Viridiplantae, Streptophyta, Magnoliopsida, Solanales, Solanaceae. The record is from RefSeq and is a predicted model, not a curated record. The transcript has 5 exons. The coding region runs from base 1 to 1359 and encodes 452 amino acids.